Molecule: messenger RNA, 3514 nt
Organism: Coregonus sp. 'balchen'
Lineage: Eukaryota; Metazoa; Chordata; Actinopteri; Salmoniformes; Salmonidae
Source: the annotation of a GenBank genome assembly
AUGGCACUAACAGGUGUGGAAUAAGUCAAGUGUAAUGUUUCAGAACUGUCAUGCCUUCUCAAAGGGUGUGACCUGCAUUACUAUGGAAAUAAUUGGAUGGAGGGCAGGAAGUCUAAUUCAAAUGUAUUAAUAUCCUAGUAUUUAUCCUGACAUUAAUAUUACUCACAAACAUUUUAGUCUUUUAGCAGAUGCUCUUAUCCAGAGCAACUUAUAGGUGCAAUUAGGGUUAAGUGAUUUGCUCAAGGACACAUAGACAGUUUUCUCACCUAGUCAGCUUGGGGAUUCAAACCAGUGACCUUCCAGUUACUGACGCAACGUUCUUACCCACUAGGCUACCCGCUGCGGUUACACCAGAGAGCAGAUGUGUUGUGCUUCUCCCCAUCGCUGUUUUAACUGGGAACCCUGUGAGAGGCUGGAACAUUUCUCUCUGAAUCACUAUCCGACAGCCCACCAUUACUCUGGAUGUGUCCCUGCAGUAAACUUAAUUAACUCCCCAGAACCUCUACACUGUGACUUGGGGCCAGAUUAAAUCACCACACAACGCUGCUUGCAAAUUACAACCGCUGACUCUGAGAGCCCACUGAGUCCCUAUGGAGAAGACCCCAGGGCUAGUCCAAUCACACAGGUUAAUCUCCAAUCAGGAGCUAGGUCAAAAGGUCCCAGGACUUAGAUACAUCAACAACUCUGGUGUCCAACCAAACCACUGUCCCACCUCAUCCAUUCACUGAGGAAGGGAAAUGAACACUGAAAUAUGACUGGGAGGUAUACGUGGAUAAGGAGACCUCUAGAGACCGUUUUAUCACAUGUGUGAUGGUGUCAAAGCACAGGAGGUUGGUGACACCUUAAUUGGGAAGGACAGGCUCCUGGUAAUGGCUGGAGCAGAAUAUGUGGAAUUGUAUCAAAUACAUUUACAUUUUUACAUUUUAGUCAUUUAGCAGACGCUCUUAUCCAGAGCGACUUACAGUUAGUGAAUACAUUUUUUUAUUUUUUAUACUGGCACCCCGUGGGAAUCGAACCCACAACCCUGGCAUUGCAAACGCCAUGCUCUAUCAACUGAGCUACAUCCCUGCCGGCCAUUCCCUCCCCUACACUGGGCCAAUUGUGCGCCGCCCAUGAGUCUCCCGGUCGCGGCCGGCUGCGACAGAGCCUGGAUUCGAACCAUAAAAUUCGUCAUAGCCUUGUAUAAAAUGCAUUAUGAAAGGAAAUUGUGCAAUGUGGGCUCCACAAAAUAUGAACUGCAUUAUGAAGAACAUUGUGUAGGCAUAGGCCCACACGAAAAAAGGGACUUUCUGACUACAAGUGCACCAGUAUCCCAAAGUAUUAAGCGAAAACAAGCAUAGAAAACAGUAUUGGCAGUAAUCUAGUGGCACAGUUAGCACUGCGAUGCAGUGCCUUAGACCACUGCGCCACUCAGGAGAUCAAACACAUGGUUUGAUGCCAUUCCAUUUACUCCGUUCCAGCAUUAUUAUGAGCCGUCCUCCACUAAGCAGCCUCCAAUGUGUCAGAGAUGAUGUUAGCCUAUAGGAUGUGAGGGGAAUGGUAAUGGAGAAGGACACUGGUCCUUUGUGAUUGGUUAUGAUUGGUGGUGAAUGAUUGAUUGAUCAAUGUUCUAGUUUUGCUAAAUGUAUCCAUUCAAUGGGACCUUUCACCACAAUGUGUCUAAGCACUGGAAGUGCAGUAUGUCCCUCUAAAUGGUCAUUCUGCCAUGUGGAAUAGCGUUCACUUCCCCUUGUUAUCUGUCUGACAUCAUUUCCUCUUCUUCUUCCUAUCUUCAGGUCAGUUGGCAGCGGGUACGUGUGAGAUUGUCACUCUGGACCGGGACAGCAGUCAGCCGCGGCGGACCAUAGCACGACAGACGGCGAGGUGUGCCUGCAAGAAGGGACAGAUUGCCGGCACCACAAGAGCCAGACCGGCUUGUGUAGACGGUAAGAGCCAAGAGCCACCUCCAUCCUUCACUUUCAGAGAGAGCCCCCCAAGCAGAGGGAUUGAGAGGGGCUUAGAAAGCUCCCCUCGAGGGCCUCUUUGGGCCACCACCCCCUGUGUAUCCCCAGGACCAUUUCUGAUGUUGUGGAUUACUCCGUUAUCUCUGUUGAGGUGGUUUAGGCAUCUCGUAUGGGAAUGGAAUGUUGCAUUGCAUUUCAUCACCUGCUGUUCUUGACCUGGUUGCUGUCUGGGGAGGAUUGGAAAGCAGCUACUGGCUGCACAGAGAAUUGUCUCUCUCUGUGGGGAUUCCAUUGAGCUUAUAUUACUUUGGACGUUCUAUCAAGUUACAAUACCUUCUCUCCCUUUGUGCAAAGAUGAUUAACAAAAGCCCUCCUGGAUCAAAACUUCUCAACUUAUUAGGGGUUUAACGAUUCGUUUUAACAACGAUUCGAUUUGUAUCACGAUUCGUGGUUGUCGAUACGAUUCAAGGGCGAUAUUGGUUCAUUUAGAACGAUACGAUCCGAAACGAUUCAGUGACUUGAAAUCGAUUCAGUAACCUUUUAGCCAAAAAUUCAACCAGUGUGACUGAAAUAAAUACCUGGAUACUGGACAGUGCAGGUGAAGUUUCCUAGAUUCCUUUUUCUUGUAAGGACUGCAAUAGUGGCUUGAUAAUUUCUCGCUCGUCGGCUUCUCCUCUGUCGUCCGCCAUGCUAUGUUUUGUUGUCUUUGCGCUUUUGCGCUGCUGCUGGCGCGGGGCGAUGACGUCACGGAUAGGCAGACUGAAUCGAGUAAUGUUUAAAGCCUUUAUCAUUAAAAGUGCUAAGAAAAAACAUCCAUAUAAAGUCUGACGUGCUUAAAUCCAAUGGGUUAUUUCCUAGUAUCGAUACAAUCGAUUUAUUACAUUUUAAAACGAUGUUAGAUUGAUAUAUGUUGUCCAAAAGGCCAACUCGCCGAGCACAGAUCGAUGUAGUUGGAUCAUACGAAUAUAAAUCGAUACAUCGAUGUAGUAGAUGGAUCGUUACACCCCUACAACUUAUAAAGGCUGAAAUUGGCAUUUUGCACUAGUUGUGACAGAAAUGUGUAUCCUUUCUAUAAUGUUGCCUAGCACCAAAGUGACUAUUUUAGGCACCCUCAACUUUGUUUUGUCAUUUUGAGAAUGCUGCUGGUCGCUGUGACCUGUUUUUCCAGAUUUAGUGUUGACAACUUGCCUUUGACACUCUUCCUGCAGCUGUUGUUGCUAUGAUACCGCUCUACCUAAGUGAAAUGCAUAACACAACAUCCUAAUGACAAGUUUAACACCUGAGGUGUCUCGUGGUUGUCGUUGCUCUUAAAAAUAUGUCGGCAUACAACUUCAGUGACCUUUACUUACAUAGAGCAUGCCGUAUCUUUGCAGGCUUGGUAUUUAUGUCAGGUCGCAUCUUAGCUUGGCCACUCACUUUCUUUUGUUGUUUGUUCCAGAAAUAAACAUUGGUGAACGAACCAUAGAGCAGGGUUUACUCCAUCAGAGUGAAAAAAACAAAUGAGAUUUCAAUCAUUUUGAAUCUUCCCCUCAGUCCUCAAGGUCCCCAAGCAGCAGUACCACGUGCUCUAA